AUGGACAUCCCCGAAACACAGGAUUUAACCUUCAUGGACAGCUCCGAGACAUUGUCGUCUGCUAGCCCAGGCGACCCUAAAGGCUCAGCGAAUCUCAUAAACGAUGUCCAAAAGCUUCUGACUGACGCCGAAGAAAUCGUCAGCAAGGUUAAACCAACCAUUGAACUCAAGGAUGCUGAUCAGAAACAGGGACCCAACAAACUGAAGCAAGACUUCACGAAAAUGGUCAGACCAAUGACCGAAAAACCGUUAGUUCCAGAGCACAUAAGUGAGAUGGUGGAAGCCCCACUGAAAAGAAUUUGA
Puccinia triticina is the source of this 303-nucleotide messenger RNA. RefSeq lists its product as uncharacterized. The record is from RefSeq and is a predicted model, not a curated record. The coding region runs from base 1 to 303 and encodes 100 amino acids. NCBI's taxonomy places the organism in Eukaryota, Fungi, Basidiomycota, Pucciniomycetes, Pucciniales, Pucciniaceae. The transcript is spliced from 3 exons.